Molecule: messenger RNA, 2581 nt
Organism: Sphaeramia orbicularis (orbiculate cardinalfish)
Lineage: Eukaryota; Metazoa; Chordata; Actinopteri; Kurtiformes; Apogonidae
Gene: septin7b
Product: septin 7b
Exons: 15
Coding region: 109-1389 (426 amino acids)
Cellular component (GO): septin complex
Molecular function (GO): GTP binding
Source: RefSeq, a predicted model, not a curated record
CCGGGGGCGUUGCGUGCUUCGUAGUGCGUAGCUCUAGCAAAAGUAGUGAGAAGGGGAAUGUCGGCUUGUGAAUGAUCGGUUUUUGAGACGGCAGGGAGCGUCAACGUUAUGGCUCAGCAAAAGAAUCUGGAAGGAUAUGUGGGCUUUGCAAGCCUUCCCAACCAAGUGUACAGGAAGUCUGUCAAGAGGGGUUUUGAGUUCACCCUGAUGGUCGUGGGUGAGUCAGGGCUUGGCAAGUCCACGUUGAUCAACUCUCUGUUCCUAACAGACCUGUAUUCAGCAGAAUAUCCUGGACCUUCACAUCGCAUCAAAAAGACUGUACAGGUGGAGCAGUCAAAAGUUUUAGUAAAGGAAGGCGGUGUCCAGCUACUGCUUACAAUAGUUGACACCCCUGGCUUUGGUGAUGCUGUCGACAACAGCAACUGCUGGCAGCCCAUCAUCGACCACAUAGACAGCAAGUUUGAAGACUACCUGAACUCAGAAUCCCGGGUGAAUAGAAGACAGAUGCCUGACAGCCGGAUCCACUGUUGCCUGUACUUCAUUGCUCCCUCAGGACACGGACUGAAGCCCCUGGACAUCGAGUUCAUGAAACGGUUGCAUGAGAAAGUCAAUGUUAUCCCACUGAUCGCCAAAGCAGACACCCUCACCCCAGAGGAAUGCCAACAGUUCAAGAAGCAGAUCAUGCGGGAAGUCCAAGAGCACAAAAUCAAGAUCUACGAGUUCCCUGAGACAGACGAUGAAGAGGAAAACAGGCUAGUGAAAAAGAUCAAGGACAAAUUGCCGUUGGCUGUGGUAGGAAGCAACACCAUCAUCGAGGUGAAUGGCAAAAGGGUCAGAGGGAGACAAUACCCCUGGGGGGUUGCAGAAGUUGAGAAUAGUGACCACUGCGAUUUCACCAUCCUCAGGGACAUGCUCAUCAGAACUCACAUGCAAGAUCUGAAGGAUGUCACUAAUAACGUUCAUUAUGAGAACUACCGCAGCAGGAAGCUGGCUGCUGUCACCUACAAUGGAGUGGACAACAACAGAGCUAAAGGUCAACUGUCCACCAAACUUGACACAGUUGAAGGAAUGAGUCCUCUGGCCCAGAUGGAAGAGGAAAGGCGAGAGCAUGUGGCUAAAAUGAAGAAGAUGGAGAUGGAAAUGGAGCAGGUGUUCGAGAUGAAAGUCAAAGAGAAAGUACAGAAGCUCAAAGACUCUGAAGCAGAGCUUCAGAGGCGUCAUGAACAGAUGAAGAAGAACCUGGAGGCUCAGCACAAGGAGUUGGAAGAGAAGAGGCGUGUGUUCGAGGAAGAGAGAUCCAACUGGGAGGCCCAGCAGCGCCUGGAGCAGCAGAAACUGGAAGCCUCCAGGACUCUGGAGAAAAAUAAAAAGAAAGGCAAGAUUUUUUAAAGGACAGCUGGCAGGACCACCCCUACUCGACUUGUAUUUGUUUGCCAGCGUUGCCAGUCAGGACACCAGUGUGUGGCACUGACACCCCCACUGCCACCUCCUCCGCUGUCUCCUCUCUUUUCCCCUCCCCCACCCCCCUUCCUCUUCCUCCUCGUCCUAUGUCCCUGCUCUGUCUGCCAGCACAGCUGUGCUCCUGCUCCUGACCACUAGAGGGGGUACUGGUGGUAUCAGUCAGUAUAUGAGGGGGAGGACGGGCCACAGAUCCCCCUCACUGCCUCUGGACUCAACACCAUCAAAGAAUGUGUUUACCUUAACGACAGAAAAGAUAACCCCUUUUUAGAAAGGCCAAACCUAUAUUAUUAUGUUAAUUAUUAUUAUUAUUAUUAUUAUUAUUAUUGAUGUUAUUAUAAUUAUUAUUAUUGUUGUUGUUAUAACUGAUACUGUUCCUGCCCCAUCUGCUGCUCUCUAUUUUCCUACCAAGGUUGCUAUUGGAUGACUCAUGUGUACAGUUUUCUGGAGAGCAAAGACAAAAAGCCCAUGAGUCACGUCUGACUGUUGUACAAUCAAGUUUUGGUGAUAUUUGUUUACAGGAAAAUCGACAGUACCAGUAUAACAGUGUGUGUGUAUGAACAUUAACCAUUGAAGUGUAAAGAGGACAUGAACUAAUCCUUUAGUUUUGUUUCCGUUGUAAACCUUACAGUGCGGCAAAAUGAAAACAGUGUCAAGAGAUCAUGAAAUUAAGAAAAACAAUAAAAUGCACCUUGGGCCUUUUUUAUAGAUUAAAAAUACGGCUUCUUUUUUCUUAAAUGUAAUGCUUUCUUCUUUUUCCUCUGUGUUUAGCUAUUUCCACUAGCCUUGGACCACCAUUUAUAAUAAUGUCAUAAGUGUUAUACUUCACUUUAGUUUAUUUUUAUAUAUAUAUACCGAGCCAGCUGAAGUAACAACUUCUUUUGUAUGUUUAGAAAAUCCUCAGAGACUUGAGAGCAGUGUCCACUGUUUGGAAAACAUACAAACUUUUGCAUAGAACAGUGAUCAUGGACGCAUUGGAAAAAUAACUUUUGCGGAAAGAAUGAGUGGGAAAUGAAGAGUCACCACCACAUUUUGCUUUGGCUAUGUACUCCAUCUCUGUAUUUUUAAUUUUAUUUUUCAUUUGUACUUGUACAAAGUCACUUAAUAAACCUGUGAUGACAUA